Molecule: messenger RNA, 1615 nt
Organism: Apus apus (common swift)
Lineage: Eukaryota; Metazoa; Chordata; Aves; Apodiformes; Apodidae
Gene: TBXA2R
Product: thromboxane A2 receptor
Exons: 4
Coding region: 263-1330 (355 amino acids)
Biological process (GO): inflammatory response; positive regulation of blood pressure; positive regulation of cytosolic calcium ion concentration
Cellular component (GO): plasma membrane
Molecular function (GO): thromboxane A2 receptor activity
Source: RefSeq, a predicted model, not a curated record
GUCGGGCCAACGGGUCGGAGUGUCUUGGCGCCAGCCCCUUCCCACAGCCACCCAGGGACAGGACCUGCUGUCCCCCCGCACGUCCUGCUGCGGCCGCCGCCUCUGAUGGGGGCAGACGAAGAGUGAGGAGCCCCUGGCGCCCGCAUGAGCCCCUUCCCGGUGAGGCAGGAUUGGUGCCGGCCCCAGCAGGGGAUACACACCAUGGAGCCCAGCCAGGGGGAAGCCUGAAGCUGCUGGAAGGAGCGGGAAGGGGUGGGGGGACAUGGAGCCCCCCAACAGCAGCGUGGGCGGCCGGUCGGACCUGUGCUUCGGGGUGUUCAACGCCAGCAGCAACAGGCAGGACAGCAUCACCUCACCCUGGUUCUCCACCACCUUCGGCCUCAUCGGCCUCUGCUCCAACCUCUUCGCCCUGUGUGUCGUGCUCAGCUCCUCCCGCAAGCUGUCCAGCCAGGCUCGCUCCUCCUUCCUCGUGUUCCUCUGCGGGCUGGUGGUCACAGACUUCAUGGGGCUGCUGGUGACGGCCUCGGUCAUCAUCCCCUAUCACUUCAUCAAGUUCACCUGGGCCGAGGUGGACCCUGGCUGCCACCUCUGCAACUUCCUUGGCUUCUCCAUGGUCUUCUUUGGGCAGUGCCCGCUGCUGCUGGGGGCUACCAUGGCCAGUGAGAGGUUCUUUGGCAUCAACCAUCCUUUCUCCCGCUCCACCAGCAUCUCCAAGCGCCGCGCCUGGUCCAUUGUGGGGCUGGUGUGGGGCUUCUCCUGCCUGCUGGGGCUGCUGCCGGUGCUGGGGCUGGGCCGGUACACGCUGCAGUACCCUGGCUCCUGGUGCUUCCUCACCCUCCUGCCCGACACCGGCAACGUUGUCUUCUGCCUCCUCUUCGCCCUACCCGGCAUCUUCUCGGUGCUGCUGUCCUUCAUCUUCAACACAGUCAGUGUGGUGACACUCUGCCGUGUCUACCAUGACCGGGAGUCAGUGCAGCGGCGCCGGGACAGCGAGGUGGAGAUGAUGGUGCAGCUUGUAGGCAUUAUGAUCAUUGCCACCAUAUGCUGGAUGCCCCUCCUGAUCUUCAUUGUCCAGACGGUCCUGCAGCAGCUGCCAGCCAGCGGCCAGAUCCAGAUGCUGCCCACGGAGACACAGAAGAUGCUGCUCAUCUACAUCCGCAUGGUCACCUGGAACCAGAUCCUGGAUCCCUGGGUCUACAUCCUCUGCCGACGGGCGGUGCUGCAGCGCGUCUACCCCAGCCUGCGCCCCCGGGCCUCCAUCCUCUCCCUCUACCCAGUCCUCAACCCCUCCCUGGGCCGCAAGUUUACCAGCGAGUCCGUCCUGCAGUAGCAGCCCCCGGGGAACACGGGGGGAGGGCAACCCAUCCCCCCCCAUCCCUCAUCCCACCCCCCCAUGUUAAUUAAUUGUCCCCAUCACCCACAUCCAAGGGGUCUCCCCAGCACCACCCUCCCCCCAAGCCCAGCACCCAUGGGGGUGGCAGAGGAUGUGGGGCUGCUCCCCUGUCCCCAUCUGAGUGACCCCCCCCGCCCCCAAUAAAGCCCAGCUUGUGCAGCUCUCCAUGCCCACACCCGGGGGGGUGCCUGGGGGGCCCAGCCCUGUCUCCCACCAGAACAA